Torulaspora globosa is the source of this 2250-nucleotide messenger RNA. RefSeq lists its product as uncharacterized. NCBI's taxonomy places the organism in Eukaryota, Fungi, Ascomycota, Saccharomycetes, Saccharomycetales, Saccharomycetaceae. The transcript has a single exon. The record is from RefSeq and is a predicted model, not a curated record. Bases 1 to 2250 code for a protein of 749 amino acids.
AUGCUGCUGAAAACUUUAGCAGUCCUUUCACUAUUUUGCUCUCGCAUCAGCGCCCUUCCAACAACGACAAUCUGCCACACUGUCAUCGAUACUUCUUACUACUGUCCAUGCCAAUCCUCCACCUCGACAACGGCUUGCGAAACCACUCCUUUGCCUGAAACGUCAACAGAAACGAUCUCGACUACCUGCACAACCGAUAGUACUCGAAAGAUUUCAUCCACAACCUGCAGUGAGAGUGCUUUCUGCGAGUCCUGCACUACCUCGUCUACAUGCACAGAUAGUACUUCUAGCGGGUCAUCUGGGUCCUGCCCUGGUUGCACAGUCAGCACAUCUGCCUCCACGACGUCUGGAACUCUGUUUAGUACAUCAAGCUGUGAAUCUCACACUACCAAGACCCAGUCUACCUCCCAGUCCACUUCUUCAGCAGUUCUACAAUCGUCCAGCUCGUCGGCAACUGAGGGUACCACAGCCAGUACUAGUGCAACCUCAUCGACAACUGAGGGUACCACAGCCAGUACUAGUGCAACCUCAUCGACAACUGAGGGUACCACAGCCAGUACUAGUGCAACCUCAUCGACAACUGAGGGUAGCACUACCAGUACUUGUAUAACCUCAUCGACUGUCCCAACAACUGGGAGCACCAGCACGAGCUCGUCAACAGUCUCAACAUCCAAUAGUAUUUUCAGCAGCACAUCUCACAGCAGAAGCACGUCGACAACCCCAAUAACCGGAAGCACUAUCGUGAGCUCAUCGACAAUCUCGAAAACCGAAAGUAGCAUUGUUAGCACAAGUAGAAGCACCAUUGCAAGUUCUUCAACUGUUUCAACAAACGAAAGUAUGAGCCCCACCACUUCUAUGCCAUGGACAACCGAUAGAACAAGUCACAGCUCUGCUUCUCGAAGCUCAUCAACUGUCUCCACAACCAGCCAACUCUCUACCGCUACCACAACCGGCGAGAAGUCCUCGGCAACUUCUUGGACGACUUCAACAGGCCCAAGCAUGUCUCCAAACUCAUCUAUCGCAGGGACCACCUCUUCCGAGUGUUCGGCAUGCUCUCACACCUCGUCAUCACCUAUGGUCAGUACUGAGACAGCAACGCGGACUGACACCACCACUUCAACGAUAUGCACCUCAUGCAGCACCAUAGCAGAUCGGAACACAUCAUCAGAUUACUCUAAUGCUUGUUCGGACCGCACCGCCACAGUCACAAAGCUUGAAUCUAUUAUCUCGACAGUGACGCAAACUCAAGUUUCCACUAUGCCAUGCGGCUCUAACGAUGGUACUCCCUCCACCAGGACUGUGAUUAGCUAUGUCACAAAAUCCCCUGAGCAACCAAGCACGGUCACUGAGACUGUAUUCAUGCAAAGCACAAAUAAUGAAAGCAGUCAUGACUCAAACGGAUUUUGCACAACACUCGUUACAAUGAAGAUCACAGAAACGGUGAGUCAAGCCACUGAGGUUGUAACCAUAACGUCAACUGAAAGUGUAAUCCAGACCGCUGCAGGUCCCGGAACGGCGCCAGCUCCAAUUAUCAGCACGAUAACCACGACUGUUGCAAAUGAGGCAAAUCUCACCCAGUUGAGUUGUGCCAGUAAUAUGGUUACCAUAACAGAAACUGUCACUGAAACAAGCUGUCCAAGCGAGGCAAGUAUUUCAACUCAAGUCACGGCAACCAUGAUCCUCACAUCCGCUACAGAACCACCAGCAGAUUCUUCCGUACUCAAGCAAGUCACUUCUGACACCACAAACACGGUCACUCAAUCCAGCAUAUCAACUGAGUUAAUCGGCCCGACGACUGCUGAAACAGCUACGGAAUCAGGCUUGUCGAGUGGAUCAAUUGUAAUUGCAACCAGCUCGUCCUUUCAGGUUUCGAACUCUGUCACGACAGUCUAUUCCAGCACGUCCGAGCCCGCAACCUCGGAUGUAGCCACCACAACAACCGUCUUUUCAUCUAACACUGGCCCUCCUAGUGUUGAGAUAACCACGCCAGUCACUCUGAGGACGGACUCCGUCAAUACACCAAUUGGAAACAAGGUUACAACCUUGCCAACCGACCAGACGCCAAUAUGGUCGUCAACAACCUCUGCCAGUGCUCCCAACCAACUCUCCACCAGCCAGACUUCGAAUCUCGCGGCCAGCGUUCAAACUACACAGCCCGUUCCUACAUUCUCAAUCACGACGUUCACUGGCAGUGCCUGCAGUAAUGGUGUCUCGCUACUAAUGUUCUUACCAAUGCUGGUUCUGAUCUGA